AUGUCUGCACCAAUUGCCUUAAAUGCCAUAACAAGGCUUCGGAACUUAAUCAGAAGUCAAAGGAAAAAGGCACCUGUGAGAGCACAGAGAGCUAUGACAGACAGAAGAUCAGGGAAGUCAUCUGUCUCCCCAAAGGGGUCCUGGAAGCAGAAUGACUCCGAGACACAGGUGCCAGAGGAUAGCGUUUGCCUGGCCCAAAAAGCUCCACAGGUCAGCAGCUUUCUGGCUUCUUCGGGGGAUGUCCCCAAACAGAGAUACAAGAGGGAGAGGGCCCAAAGAAAAAGGAAGCUGGAGGACAUCAAGACGGAUCCAGAGGCCUGCAUUGUUCCCAUCUCCAGCGCUGCCUCUGCAGGGGAUGUCCCUGAGCAGCGAGCCAAAAGGAAGAGGGUCCAGAAGACAAAGACAUCUGUGGAUGUAGGAGCAGCUACCCAGGAGAGCAGCCUACAGGCUUCCAGCACAGCCACCGCUGAAGCUUCCCCUGAGGCUGCCUUAGAGCUCCAGUUCCCCAAGAGGAGAAAGCACAAGAGCAUAUGGACAGUGGACCGUAUCGAGGGGACAAAACUCAAAAUGAACAAGAAGAGGAGUCUCAGCUACCGCCCUGAAGACCUCAAAUCCUUCUACCGACUUCUGGAGGAUCCUGUGGUCCAGAACUUCUUGGCAGCUGACAUUUUCUUCAGAGUGACUGACAAGUACCUGCUGUCCAUGGUGGUGGAAUACUUUGGCCGAGUUGGGCUUCCGGGACACCUCUACAACAGGAUCCACUUUUUCCUGGCCCUCUACAUCGCCUGUGACAUGGAAGAGGACGACCCCAUAUCCAAGAGGAGCAUUUUCCAAUUCUUGCUGGGCAGAGACACCUGGCAAGACUUGUACAAGGACUUCCUGAAGUUGCAGAAGGAGUUCCUCCAGGCCAUGGAUUACCGAGCCAGGCUUACACGGGAGCAGUGUGAAGAGAUCCAGAACCAGAACCCACAGCACUGGGUCUGGAGCCGGGUGCGCCAGGGCACCCCUUAG
Psammomys obesus (fat sand rat) is the source of this 1011-nucleotide messenger RNA. Its product is annotated as speedy protein E4-like. Gene Ontology annotation, biological process: positive regulation of cyclin-dependent protein serine/threonine kinase activity. The record is from RefSeq and is a predicted model, not a curated record. The transcript is spliced from 9 exons. NCBI's taxonomy places the organism in Eukaryota, Metazoa, Chordata, Mammalia, Rodentia, Muridae. Gene Ontology annotation, molecular function: protein kinase binding. The coding region runs from base 1 to 1011 and encodes 336 amino acids.